Gloeophyllum trabeum ATCC 11539 is the source of this 561-nucleotide messenger RNA. RefSeq lists its product as uncharacterized. The coding region runs from base 1 to 561 and encodes 186 amino acids. NCBI's taxonomy places the organism in Eukaryota, Fungi, Basidiomycota, Agaricomycetes, Gloeophyllales, Gloeophyllaceae. The transcript has 5 exons. The record is from RefSeq and is a predicted model, not a curated record.
AUGGCGCCUCAGAAGCCCCUCAGGAGCGUCGCAGACAUCGCAGCGCUGAUCGACCAUAGUCUCCUGCAUCCAACCUUGACGGAUGCGGAGAUCCAGCGCGGACUCGAACUUGCCAGGGAUUACAAGGUCGCCACGGCCUUCAUCAAGCCUUACAGCAUCCCCCAAGCCAUCAACAUCCUCAGCGGCUCUGGGCUCGCGCACCUCUUCGCGCUGCAUGAGGAUACCUCCAAUGCGUCGCCUACCUCCUUCAGGGUGCCUCAACCCCAGCAUUAUCACCUGAGAGGAGCAGGAAUCGCACGCACCGUCAUUGAUAUUCCCGGCCAGUUCAACUCCAGUGCACCUUUCCUAUCAAACGCGGAGACGGCAGUUAAGCAAAGGGAAUACUGUCCCGCCGCUUCAUCUUCAGGAGUGUGUCCUCAGGACGGAAUUGCUAUGGAUCAUCGUGAUGGACGACUGGGUCGUCACGGUUACAGCAACAAUGUGCCCACAAGACUGAGAGAGAAGUCAGCUGCGCUGGUUGACAGAGCUCCUUGCCAUAGGCUUCAUCUACGAGGACUAUAG